UGAAAGUUAUCUGUAUUAAAAUUGACAUAAUGGACAAGAAAUAUCAAGUAUUUAAAGGAUAAGCAUACAUGAUUAAUCUUCAAGAUUAUAGUUUAAUUUACAAAAAAUGUAUGCAACAAGACUUCUCUCCAUGUACAAAAAAAAUCCAAGUGCACUUUCAGAUCCACCACCGUCAGGUCCAAAUUCAGGUUAUCUUGUGAUAUUUGAUGAAGAAGCUCAAACCUACUCUUGUUUUGGAUUAUGCAAGAGCAAUAGAAUCAAGGAUUUUCCUAUCCCUCAGAACAAAAACUUAACCAUCGAGUAUUCAGUAGGAGAAGACACUGAUACAGAAAAAGCUAUGUUCAUUCCAGUGUUGAAUCAACCACUGUCUUCAAAUCGAUACUAUGUUAUAAAAAGGAAGGGAAAGAAUCAAGGGCAAGCUAGCACAAGUUCAAAGGAAGAGGACAUGGCCACAUGUUUAUGCUGCAAUUUUGUCCGUGAUGUUAAACCAAGACCUUUGGAGCCCUUCGAUGAUUACCAACAGGUUGAAAUAAUCAAGAAGGGUUAUGGUUUUCGUGCAAAAUCGGUGGCCUCUGAUGGAAUUCCUCCUGGUUUAUUAAGGGAAAAAGGGUGGACACUUCAUGCUAGCACUCCCGAUAAUUAUCGUUUAGGUCAAGCUUUAGGCUCAAAUGAUUCCUUGCGUUCCAAGCUACCGAAUUUCAACUUUCCGUUGUCUAAUGAUCGUUCUGAAUCUGUUGUUGUUGGAAAGUGGUAUUGUCCUUUUAUGUUUGUGAAGGAAGGAAUGAGAUUAAAGGAGCAGAUGAAGAUGUCGGUAUUCUAUGAGCUAACACUUGAGCAAAGAUGGGAGAAGAUAUUUUCAAAGGAAAAUAGUGGAGAAGGUGGUGUGCUUGUAGAUGUUAAUAUUCAAACAGAAGUUGCUAAGGUUGCAGGAAAAGAUGCUGUUUGGGAUGAAAAUAAUUUGGUUGGUGGAGUAUUAUGGUUUAAGAGUGUUGAAGAAAUGGGAGAAGAGAUAAUAAGUGUUGGAUUGAGUUUAGAAGUUGUUGAAGGAAUGAAAUGGGAACAAGAGAGAUUUGGAUGGAUUGCUGGGAAGGAAAGACAAGUGAAAGUAACAAAGUUUGAAGAGUUUGGUGGAACAAAUAAUUGGAAUAAAUUUAGUUGUUAUGUUUUGGUUGAAAGUUUUUCUUUGAGGAGAAUGGAUAGAAGAUUGGUACUAACUUAUGAUUAUAGACACUCUCAUCAAAUUAGGAGUAAAUGGGAAUGAUUGCUUUUAAAAAUAUUUUGUUGAUGUUAUUUUGUAUUGUAAGUGUAAAAGUAAAUCAUUGUAUCUCACUAUAGUAUACCAGUUGAGGCUCACUAUUGACCUCAUUAGGGAGGGUCAAUGAUUACCUUCUAUAGAAAACUUGGGUAUGAAUUGUCAGUCCCCUUAUGCUUGUUAAUGUCUGGUUUUUAUAAUACCUUCUUAAGAUUGUAUGAGAUCAUUUAUUGAGAUUUAAGUCUCAUAUCUUUAUCUAUUAUGACCAUUAAUAUGA
Lathyrus oleraceus (garden pea) is the source of this 1529-nucleotide messenger RNA. RefSeq lists its product as uncharacterized. Lineage: Eukaryota; Viridiplantae; Streptophyta; Magnoliopsida; Fabales; Fabaceae. Bases 107 to 1261 code for a protein of 384 amino acids. The record is from RefSeq and is a predicted model, not a curated record. The transcript is spliced from 2 exons.